UUUCAAAUUAUUUGCAAUGGUUAAAAUAAAGAUAAUAGUCUAAAUUGUGUAUAAGAUAAAAGUUCGGGAGACAAAAAUUAUGGUAAACAGGCAGGAAUCAUUGUUUGCUGCUGUUACAUUUUUUGCUAAGACGCAUCCUGGGGAAGUGUGUGGCAGCAAUGGUCUGCCUUUGACACCAAACUCUAUAGCAAUAUUGGGCAGAUCACAAAGGUUAAAGGAAAUUAAACAUCCAAAUUUAUGCCAAUAUUUGGAUGUAAUUAGAGGCAAACAUGAAAGAACUAUAGUGGUGUCAGAAUAUGGUGGAUGUACUUUGCAAGACAAAGCCAAAGAACCAUUGGGCACAAAUGAGGUGCUGCGUAUAUUUUAUCAAAUAUCACUUGCUUUAAAUCAAUUGCACCAAUUCAAAAUUGUGGUUCACAAUUUAGAACCCAGGCAUAUUUUAUUGGAUUCAUCGAAUAAUGUUAAACUCUUCAAUUAUGGGCUUUACUAUUUAACGAACGGAGGUGAUUAUGUGCCCUUUCCUAUUGGUAAUAUAAAGUAUAUGCCACCGGAACGGUUGAUGGGCUCGAAAAAUAAUAUAAAAAGUGAUGUUUGGUCUUUGGGUGUAAUUAUAGCGGAGCUGUUGCUGCAAUGUACUUUUUGGCCAAAUCUAAAAAUAUCCAAUAUCUCGAGAAAAAUUCUAUCAUUUUGCCAGGCACCCAAUGUUUUUGAGAAAAUUGCGCGGGAACAUAAUCGAUUAGAAUUAUAUCAAAAUCUGAGCGAAGAUUUAUGCUCUAUGAUUGAAAGCUGUCUGGCAGUUAGACCUACCGAAAGACCUCUACCGUCAGCAUUAUUGCAGCUGCCAUUAUUUAAAGACAAUUUAAGUAGUUAUCAAAUAGCACCUAAUGAAAAAUCGUCAGUGUUGCUCUUACGUAUGCCAUUAGAACAAAUUUAUUAUUGGUGGCAAUUGGCCGGUGGCGAUGUGCAAGCUGACCUUAAAAAAGAGGGACUGAUACGUAGCGAAGCACCAAUUCUUUCGAUACCGCAGGUUGUUUGUUUAAAUGGUAACAUAAUUGGUCCAAAACGUAGCCAAUCAUAUUUAAUGGACGAUCGUGUGGUACCACUCAAACUGCAAAACCUAAUUGAACGGUUAAAAGGCCUACCAGCCACGGCUUAUUAUCCGCUUAUUCAUUGUCCAAAAUUUCCUUAUAUCUUUGGAGUUGGUAUGGAUCAGCUACCAUUGGUAAUACGUGAAAAAGAUAUUGAAUAUCAAUUUUAUAGAGUAAGGCUCUUCUCCAAGCUAUUGACGGGUUAUCCUUACACGGCAGACUUAAUACGCAAUGAAGCUGCAAUUGACAUACCACCGCUAUUAAGAGGCCCAAUAUGGUCUUGUCUUUUAGAUGUCAUACCAAAUGGUAGUUACAAGAAAAUCGAUAAAUUUACACCCACCUCAACGGAUCGUCAGAUUGAAGUUGAUAUUCCGCGCUGCCAUCAGUACGAUGAAUUGCUUUCUUCGCCAGAAGGUCAUCGUAAAUUGAAACGCCUAUUGAAAGCCUGGGUUACUGCGCACCCACAGUAUGUAUACUGGCAGGGCUUGGAUUCCUUGACAGCACCUUUCCUAUAUCUAAAUUUCAAUAAUGAGGAAUUGGCUUUUUUGAGCGUAUUUAAAUUUAUAGCGCGUUACCUGCAGUGGUUCUUCUUAAAGGACAACUCCGCCGUAAUUAAGGAGUAUUUGUGUAAAUUUAAGCAACUGACGGCAUUCCAUGAGCCCGUAUUGGCACAACAUUUAGUAAGCAUUUGUUUUAUACCAGAACUGUUUGCCAUACCGUGGUUUUUAACCAUGUUUUCGCAUGUUUUUCCAUUACAUAAAAUUUUGCAUUUAUGGGACAAACUUAUGCUUGGUGAUAACUCUUAUCCGCUUUUCAUUGGUAUCGCAAUAUUGAAACAAUUGAAAAGCACUUUAUUGGCUUCAGGUUUUAAUGAAUGCAUUUUGCUCUUCUCCGAUUUACCAGACAUUGUAAUGGAAAAUUGCGUUGUCGAAUCUCAAAAAAUGUACGAAAUUACUCCCAAGAGUAUAGCGCACCGUUUUUAUGUUAAUAGAGAUCACGAAUUGGGACCAUUUGACAUUACAUCCGAUAUUACACUGGCUGAUCUGCAAGAAGAAAUGUGCCCUCACAUUAGUGCGAAUGAUUUAACUUACAUGUUACGCAAUACACCCGAAAAAAUGCUAAUAUUAGACAUACGCAAUAUUUCAGAUUUUAAUCGUGUGCAUUUACCUCAUAGCAUUAAUAUACCGUACGUGUCCCUGCAAUUUGGAGACAAAUCGUUAGACUUUCUAAAUGUACCGCAACUACAAGAGAAACUUCAAGGUAAAAUCAUCAUUUGCAUAAGCAAUAUACAUGAAAAUGCAGUUAAGUUUUCAAAAUUUCUGGUGGAAUGUGGUGUUUCACAAGUUUGCGUAUUACAUAAGGGUUUUAACAUUUUACAUUGUAUUGAACCAAAUAUUUUAAUUUCAAAUUAA
This is a messenger RNA of Glossina fuscipes, 2500 nucleotides long. Its product is annotated as TBC domain-containing protein kinase-like protein. The record is from RefSeq and is a predicted model, not a curated record. The coding region runs from base 80 to 2500 and encodes 806 amino acids. Gene Ontology annotation, biological process: protein phosphorylation. NCBI's taxonomy places the organism in Eukaryota, Metazoa, Arthropoda, Insecta, Diptera, Glossinidae. Gene Ontology annotation, molecular function: ATP binding; protein kinase activity. The transcript has 7 exons.